This is a messenger RNA of Caenorhabditis angaria, 1656 nucleotides long. The record is from the annotation of a GenBank genome assembly. Lineage: Eukaryota; Metazoa; Nematoda; Chromadorea; Rhabditida; Rhabditidae.
AUGUGUCGCCGGGUUUUUGAGGUUUUUUAUGCAAUUUUCGCAGGUUUUUUUGGUUUCUGUUGUAGAUUUUGAGUUUUUCAAUUGAUUAGGAGAACUAAAAUCGAAAAAUUUGCGGAAAAAUGCGGGAUUUCGAUGGGUUUUUCGAGAAACUUCCUAAAAAUUGAUUUUCCGGCCAGCUGGCAGGUUUUACGACUGGAAAUUUGGAAUUUAACUAAAAGCCAUGGUCCAGAGCAUUUUUUUCCUGAUUUUCAUGAGCAUUCUAUUGAAAAAUCUCAUUUUUUUCGAAUUUCUACAAAAAAUGAUGACAAUUCAUUGCAGGUAUGCCAUCUCCAGAUGAUUUUCAUAUGGAAGAUGCGGAAAUGGAAAAUAGUUUACCCGACCAAAAAAUAGCUGCAUCAGUGAGUUCAAAACCCCUUUUUUCUAAUGAAAACCAAAAAAAAAAUUUCAGCCAAUCCCAAACAAACAGGAACUAACAACAUUGAUAACCAAAGUUGAGCAGGCGCCUUUAAUCGAAGAUGCCACGUGGUUUAUUGUGAGCUCGAAAUGGUGGAAUGCGUUUAUUCAGGCGGUUCACAAUGGUUUUAUUGAUGAUAUCGGACAUAUUUGCAAUGAGAAAAUAUCACAGAUGUGUAAGGCUAAACACGAUAUUCUAAAAAUUAACUUCUACCAAGGGAAGGAGUCAUAGAAUAAACAUAUUUUCUAUUUUUGACACCUCUCAAGAUCCAAUUAUCCCAACAUAGUUAUGACGUGGCAAAAUUUCCUUCGUAGAAAAUAUUUUUUUGAAUUUUUCACAGUGUUGUGAAAAAUUCAAAAUGAAAAAUAGAAGGGCAUUUUGCCACGUCAUAACUAUGUUGGAAUAAUUAUAUCUUGAAAGGUGCUGAAAUUAGAAGCUAAUUUUUAUAUCAUCGUGAUCAGCGUGUGAGAUUUUUAAUAAAACAUAUAGAAAUAGUAUUUUUUGACACGCUAAUCACAAUUCCGUUGUCAAAAAUUGCCAAACUCAAUUUCUAACAUGAGUUAUGACGUGGCAAAUUUCGAGAAUUGCGACUUUGGGAGGCUAAAUGAUAAUGGGCCUAUAAUAUUUUGUAAUAAAAAACAUAUUUUUCCUAUGUUUAUUAUUUUUUGAGUAGAGACAAUGUGAAAUUGAGAGAGUGCAGACAGAAAAAUUAGUUUUUUUGUGCUAAAAAUCAAUUUCACAAUUUCACUCUACUCAAAAAUAAUAAACAUAGGAAAAAUAUAUAUUUUUAUUACAAAAUAUUAUUCUGCAUAGGCCCGUUAUCUUCUGACCUCCUGAAGUCGCAAUUUUCGAAAUUUGUCACGUCAUAACUCAUGUUAGAAAUUGAACUUUGAAAUUUUAGACAACGGAAUCGUUAUCAGGGUGUCAAAAAUUGCUAGAAAAAAUAAAAGUUUAAUUAAAAAAAUAAGCUUUUUCCAGCCCAAAAAGGCGUCUACUUCCUCAAACAUCAUCUGUCCGAAGGUGCCGAUUAUCAAGUGAUACCAGAGGAGGUUUUCGUCAGACUUCGCGAUAUUUUUGGAUUGGAUAAUGAUGCGAGAGACUAUAUUCCACGUCAGGUUGUCAGGAAGGACGGGAAUUUGGUGGGUGAGAUUUAUCCGCGAGUUGUGCACGUUUGGUCGGCGAGUCUGAAUAAGAACUAUUAG